This is a messenger RNA of Saprolegnia parasitica CBS 223.65, 465 nucleotides long. RefSeq lists its product as hypothetical. The transcript is spliced from 3 exons. Lineage: Eukaryota; Oomycota; Saprolegniomycetes; Saprolegniales; Saprolegniaceae. Bases 1 to 465 code for a protein of 154 amino acids. The record is from RefSeq and is a predicted model, not a curated record.
AUGACGAUGCCCGAGCGCGUUGGCUUUUUGUUGAUGGCCCCGACGGGCUCGGACGAGCUCUCGGAGGCGACUGGCCGCGGCACGGGGGUGUUUGGCCACUCGGACGCGUCGACGAACUGGCUUAUCUUUGGCUGUGGCGCGGCGACGAUUCUGCCGCAAAUUGCCUUUGUGUCGUGCCUCAAGUACAUUACGCUGUCGCUCCUCGGCAUCGUCCAGUUUGUCGGCCCCACGAUCCAGACGCUUGUCGGCGUCUUCAUGUACGACGAAGACUUUGGCUCGAUGAAGCUCGCCGGCUUUAUCUGCGUGUGGAUCUCGCUCGUCAUUUUCACGGUUGACGGGCUCCGUGCCAAGGCGCCCGAGCCGAUCGUCGACGACGCCAAGGUCAGCGACAGCAGCGAAGACGCCACGAGCUCCGACAACAACUCCAAGGCCGAGUACCGCGGUAUCGUCGACGCCCGCGUCUAA